GUCGAGCUACGCCAUUGGUUACUGGUACACAACGUAAAAUAUCCAAUGAGCCGCCAUAUUAGGAAGUCAAACCCCUCUUACAUUGUGAGAAGAAGAAAACAGAGACUGUUUUCAAGGAUAGUUUUAGACAGUGGUGGCUGUUGAGCGCUUGGAUCGAGAUCAUUAAGUUUGCACAGUCCGCAUCUUGCUUUGGUUUGCGUACCGGUUUCGUACGGGUUAUUGGGACACUCUUGUGCAAUGGCGGCGGCUGCAACUCCAACCGGCCAGAGAAGCACGUGCGGCAGCGGCACUCCGCUCAGCCCGUCCAGGAUCACCAGACUGCAGGAGAAACAGCAGCUCCGUGACCUCAACGACCGCCUGGCCGUCUACAUUGACAAAGUCCGCAGUUUGGAGUCAGAAAACGACGUCCUCCACCUGCAAAUCAGCGAGAAGGAGGAGCUGCGGAGCAGGGAGCUGAGUGGACUCAAAGCCCUGUAUGAGACCGAGCUAGCGGACGCCAGACGGUGUUUGGAUGAGUCCUCCAAGGAGCGGGCCUGGCUGCAGAUCGAGCUUGGAAAGAUCAAAUCCGAGCAUGAGCAGCUCUUACAGAACUACAACAAGAGGGACUCUGAGGCAACAGGAACCCAGGCCAGGCUGCAAGAUUUGGAGGCCCAGCUGAACUCUAAAGAGGCCAUGCUGGCCACAGCGCUGUCUGAGAAUAGAGGCCUGGAGGCCACACUGGCUGAGCUGCGAGAACAGCUGCAGGAGCUGGAUACAGGUCUCGCCCAGACCAAGAAGCAGCUUGCAGAUGAGAUGCUCCUGCGCAUUGACUUGGAAAACCGAUGCCAGAGUCUGACAGAGGAAAUGAUCUUCCGUAAAAGCAUGCAAGAGGAGGAAGUGAAGGAGGCCCGGCAGCGGUACGAGACCCGACUGGUGGAGGUGGACUCUGGGCGGAAGGAGGAGUAUGAAUAUAAACUGACUCAGGCCCUGGCUGACAUGAGGGCUCAGAAUGAAGAGCAGAUCAAGAUCUACAAGGACAACAUGGAGAGCACCUACAGCGCCAAACUGGAGGACCUGCGUCGGAUGUCUGAGAUGAACGGAGCAUCAGCCAACAUGGCCCGAGAGGAGCUCAGAGAGUCCACCUCGAGGAUCGAGAGCCUCACCACCCAGCUGGCAACAAUGCAGAAGGAGACUCGUGGCUGGCGUAAUCGUAUAGUGGAGCUGGAGACGGAGUUGGCUCAGGAGAAAGACAGAAGCCGUAAGCUGCUGGCAGACAAAGACUUGGAGGUGGCUGAGAUCCAGGCCAAGAUGCAGCAACAGCUGGACGAGUAUGAACAGCUGCUGGAUGUGAAACUGGCUCUGGACAUGGAGAUCAACGCCUACCGCAAACUUUUAGAGGGAGAAGAAGAAAGACUAAAGCUGUCUCCCAGUCCUUCAAGUCGUGUCACGGUGUCUCGAGCCUCGUCCAGCAGCCGCAGCGUGCGCACCACUCAGGGAAAGAGAAAACGUGUUGAUGUGGAGGAACAGGAAGCUAGCAGUUCGGUGUCCAUCGCUCACUCUGCCUCAGCCACGGGACAUAUCAGCAUUGAUGAGAUCGACACAGACGGCAAGUUCAUCUCCCUCCACAACAAUGGGGAUGAGGACCAGGCGAUGGUUGGCUAUGAGAUGAUAAAGACAGAUGGAAAUGAUACAGCCACUUACAAGUUCACACCAAAAUACAUCCUCAAGGUUGGCCAGAAAGUCACGGUUUGGGCAUCUGAUGCUGGUGUGAGCUCCAAACCUCCCACAGACCUUGUGUGGAAGAACCAGACAUCCUGGGGCUCAGGAGAGGAUGUCCAUGUGGUGCUGAUCAACCCUCAGGGAGAGGAGGUGGCAAAGAGAACCACAACAUACAAGACAGCAGUAGAAGAGCAGGGUGAUGAAGAUGAUAAUGGGGUGGAGGCCACUGAGGAAGAUCUCUUCCACCAACAGGGGCACCCUGUCGCUGCAAAGAGAGGCUGCUCCAUCAUGUGAUGCCAUGACACCAGCCAGCCUCCUGCUCCUCUGAGCCCAGCCACUCUGCUGCCAACUGUAAUACUAGAACUAUUUUUCUAUCUUUUGUAGUGUAUUUCCCUAAAAAUGGUUUUAUUUCUCAUAAAAAUGCAAAAGUACUUUGGGUAGAUGUAUUUUCACCUGGAAAAGCAAAA
Messenger RNA from Plectropomus leopardus (leopard coralgrouper), 2165 nucleotides. It is a transcript of the gene lmnb1, whose product is annotated as lamin B1. NCBI's taxonomy places the organism in Eukaryota, Metazoa, Chordata, Actinopteri, Perciformes, Serranidae. Gene Ontology annotation, molecular function: structural constituent of cytoskeleton. Gene Ontology annotation, cellular component: nuclear envelope; nuclear lamina. Gene Ontology annotation, biological process: nuclear migration; nuclear pore localization; protein localization to nuclear envelope. The record is from RefSeq and is a predicted model, not a curated record.